AACUUCUCUCACUGGAGUGCUGACCAUCGAAGGGUGAACAAUAACUGUGACUCAGCUCUUCACACAGUGGGCUUUGCUGAUGUCUUACUUUGGACUUGUACUUAAUAGUGUCAGUCACAGUCUUGGAGAAUACAGGAAGAUUCUGAACCCAAUCGUGCUUGACUUAAAGGUGUUAUCAUCACAUGGACCAGUUGUCAUCUUGACGACUAGACUGCAUCAGCCGUUGGGAAAUUUCAGUCCCAGUUGUGGGGCUGAAAUCUUAACACUACACAGGUUGUACUGUGUGCUUAUCCAACUGUAUUGCAGCUUUCUGUGGUUGCAAUUUGUACGAAACUUGUCAUCUUGUAGCUAAGAGUGACGGUACGGACGAUUCUGCUGCUGUGACUGCAAAUUCAUGUUGUGUGUAUACUAUCAUCAGAAUGAAUGAGUACAAGGCAAACAUCCUCUUCAGUUUGACCCAAGUUUCACCGGUUUGUUGAGUUUCCAUACAUCCCCGUUUGGCAAGCAGUGAACUGCGUUUCAAGAUAGGAUUAAGCAUCCAUGGAUGUGCUGUGAUCUAUAUUGCCUGCAUGCCUACGAUACUAUGAAUGAUGUACCACCCAAAGACGCCAGUUCUAAUGGAUAUUACGUCUCGGAGAGACAAACGUAUGCCGCCCACACGCAGACUAUGUCAGGCAAGUUAUGGGGGAUCGGCGAGUAGCAAAGGCACCGCAUCGGAGAUGUCAGUUGGGAGACCGUCCAUACCUCAAAAUCUUCCUCAGAGCCUGAGCUACCUGCAGCACCAUCAACAGAUGCAGCAACAGCAGCAACUCAAGCAACAACAACAGCAGAUGAUGCAGCAGCAACAGCAGCUGAUGCAGCAGCAACAGCAACAGCAUCACUUGCAGCAGCAGCAACAACAACAGCACCACUUGCAGCAGCAGCAACAACAACAGCACCAUUUGCAGCAGCAACAGCAGCAACAGCACCACUUGCAGCAGCAACAGCAGCAACAACACCACCUGCAGCAGCAACAGGCUGACAGGCUAGCCGUAGCCGCUGCAGGUAUGAGACCGCCGUUUAACCCAGCUAAUCUGCGGUCUGGCACCGGACCCCCUUUGCCUGUUGGAACGAGCAUGGCUGGCACCUCGGCUGCAGCCUCUUUCUUUGCAAGGGCAGCACAGAAGCUAAACCUCAGCUCCAAGAAGAGAAAGCAGCAGCAACAGCAGCAUCAGCUGCAGCAACGGCUGCCAGUAUUUGUUCCGGACCCUCACGCCAGGGAGCCGGAGGCACCGCUCUUCCCAACCAACUUCAGCCAGGUCAUCGCCAGAUCCCCACCCCCUGCUCCCCCUUCCCUGCUCCGCAAUGUGGCCAGGGUCAAAGACAACCCUGGUGUCGGAAAGGUUAAAGUCAUGCUGAGGGUUGUGCCCUCAGGUAACCCCACGGACAACGCCACGUUUGUCACCGUGGAUACCAAGAAGAAGCAAGUGACCUUGUUUGACCCCACCUUUCUCUCCGGCUUCAUCACGCCGGCCAAUCGCAGGGCAGGGGUAGCCGCGCCCAAGAUGUUUGCCUUCGACGCGAUCUUUCCACAAGAAGCCUCGCAGGCUGAGGUUUGUUCAGGCAGCGUCUCAGAUAUUGUCUCAUCGGUAGUCAACGGAGCUGAUGGAUGUCUUUUCUGUUAUGGACACUCGCAUCUCGGCAAGACAUAUACCAUGGUAGGCAGCGACAAAUCGGUGCACACUAUCGGGAUAAUCCCCUGUGCUAUAGCCUGGCUCUUCAAAUUGAUCAACGAGAAGAAAGAGAGGACUAGCACACGUUUCUCGGUCCGGGUCUCGGCCGUAGAAGUCUACGGCAAACAGGAGAACUUGAGGGAUUUACUGGUGGAACAGGCAAAUGGUAGUAACAAUGGAUGUGGCACCUCCCCCGCCUUAUAUCUCCAAGAAGAUCCCAUCUGUGGCAUACAGCUGCUCAACCAGAAUGAGCUGCGAGCACCGACGGCAGAGAAGGCCGCCUUCUAUCUGGAUGCCGCCAUCGCUGCUAGGAUGAACAAAUCUAGCAAAGAAGACCCAGAGGACAGCAAGUACUCUCACAUGCUCUUCACCCUGCACGUGUAUCAGUAUCGCAUUGACAAGUCCGGCAAGGGCGGUGUCAUCGGUGGGCGGAGCCGACUCCACCUGAUUGACUUGGGAAGCGGGGAUAAGAGCGGCGGGAAGAUCGUGAACGGAGUGGCGCUGUCAUACUCGGCUCUUGGCCAGGUCAUCCUGGCGUUGCUCAACAACCAGAAACACAUCCCUAACAAGGAUAGCAAGCUGACACGAAUCCUGCGUGAAGCCAUGGGGAGUUUGUCUUGUCGGACGGUCAUGAUAGCCCAUGUGUCUUCAGCCAUCCAGUCCUACUCUGAGACGCUCAAUACCAUCCAACUGUCAUCCAGGAUCCAUCGCAUGAGGAAAAAGAAAUCCAAGUAUUCUGGUACCAGUUCAUCGGGCGGUGAAAGUUCCUGUGAAGAGGGUCGGAUCCGGCGCCAUGUACGCCCCCUCCACUCCCGUCACCAAAGCAGUGGAAUGCAGGUCACUAACGCCCUCAACCAAAGUGAGCCGGAAUACCUAUCCAGUAGUGAACAGUCUUGCGAUACGGUCAUCUACUGUGGUCCUGAUGGCUGUGCCUUGAGCGACCGAGAGUUGACGGACAAUGAAGGACCGCCUUCACAUGUUCCGAUAUGGAGACCCCCAAUCCUCGAAUCGGACGAGGAGGAGGUCAGUGACCUUCCGAAAGACUCACAGACACUUGAUAAAAGUGUGGCAGAUCCAAUUUAUGAAGUGAUUGAACCGGAGGAAUCUACUAAGUCACUACUGGAAGCUUGUCAACCAGUAUCACUCCAACAGGCAUGCGAGGGUCCAUCACCAACUCAGACUCCUCCAACAAGAAUUCCUGUGGCCGCAAGUCCGGUUAAGAAAAGUGGGCUUCCUGUGCCCACUAGAAGACAUUCACCAAAAUCUGAGCAGCCUUCUUCACCCUCAGAGAAGGGUACAGUUGCAACGGGGACAUGCACAGAGCCAACAGCUUCACCUGCAGAAAUGUGCCGCUCACAUGACAAAUCACGGCCGAGUGUUAGCGCCAAACCAAAAGUUCCCAUGAGGAGGACUCAAGGAGUAAGUACAGUCAUGACUGGGGAGUCUUUAAUGGAGGAGCAAGACGGUUUGCCAACAGUACUUGAAAGUCAGGAGGAUGAGGCUUAUGGUAAUGGAACACUAGAGGAAAAAGCUUCAUCAGAAGAUUUGACAACUGCUGUUUUGGAUCAGGUUCAGUGUUUGCAGUGGGAGGAGGAUGUUGAAAAAGAAAAUGAGGAUGAGCCUACAAACCAAGAAGAUAAAACACAGCAAAUGAGCAAAGAAGAAGAGCAGAGACUCAAGGCUGGCAUGGCUCAACACAAGGACCUCCCUCCGAUCCUUCCUCCAAAACUCUUCCUGAACUGCAGCACAAGUAAAGUCCCACCACCCCCUCCGAAACCCCAGAUUAACAAGCUGACUGAACCGUGCUUGGAGUCAGACGAUGAUGAUGAACUGUCCGAGCUGCGCAACAUGGAUAAGAGUCUGUGCUCUCAGCUGAAGGCAGUUGAGCCAGAGACCCCAGGAGGCGAUAGCUUAAAAGAUGGAGACUUCCUGGAAGGCUUCAGUCAGAAGAGGAUGUCAGUAAGAGAAAGAUUGAUGCUGAUGCACAGCAAUCUUGGUACAGAUUCAGAUGCUAUCCUUAGAUGUCUUGGCUCUAUUGAUAAUCUGUCAGACAUGCUGGAGAAGCCAGUAUCUGAAGUGUCUGAGGGUGAUCUAUCUAUUGCGUUCUCAGAACAGGAUACAAUGAGCUUUGUAUCCCAGGACACUAGCGGAGCAAUUUCUUUUGAUGACACCAUGACCCUUGAUGACCUCCCCAUGGGAUCAGAGGCAAUCUGCUGCAUCAAGGAGCUGGAACAGCGCUCCAUUGAUUCCUUCUCUGAAAACUUCUCGCUGAGUCUGAACGAAGCCAGCGUGAAUGGCUGUGUCAAUGAGCCCUACCUACUCCUUGGGAUGGAAGACAGAGCUAAUCUGAGUGUGGGUAACAUUGGCCACUAUGUGUACUCUGACGAUGAGUCAGAGAUUGUGGAGACUGGAGGAGAGAGGCAUAUCCGGAGGAGGAAACGUUCAGAGUAUCUGUCUGAGCAGGAAACCUAUGAAUCUGCCUCCCUUGCUAGUCAUGACCUGGAAGCCAUCAAAUCCAUGUAUGUUAUCUCCAGUCUUAAUCUUGAGGACAUUUCUCUUCUUGAUGACGAUCUCUUGGAAGGAUCUGAGAUCACCAUGCCGGAGAUGAAUCUGCAAGGAGGCUACAUGGAGGAUGAGGCAACAGUUGUCACCUACAUGACCAUCAAUGAUGAGCAAGUUGUGAUGAGAGAGAAGCAUCUUGCUAUUGACCAUCCUCUCAGGAGACUCAGUUGCAUCAGUGAUGCAACCGAUGCCACCUUCAGCACAACCUCCAGGCCAGCAAGCUUCAUGGAGCAAGAUGAUGAUAACACCAUCGUUGAUGAGGAAAAUGAGGAAUCAACCCUUGAUAACUCAAGCAGCUCUCAGUGGCUUCCAAAAAACGAAAGUCUGCCCGGCCUGAGGGACGCUAACAGGAACUGGAACUGUAGCUCAGGCGGGGCAAUGGGGUACCAGGCUUUCAAUCUCAAUCACCAAGUCCAAGGAUUCACUGGUGGUGUGCAAAUGAGGACUAGUCCCCAGAAGGGGUUGGUGUGUUUGCCACAGUUGACAACGAAUGGAUAUCAGACCAGACCAGACCCUAGGGCCGAAUCCCCCAUUUGGCAGCGAAUGGAUGGAGCAGUCCCUGAUCACCAGCUGUCAAAAAACGGGGAAAUGCUGCCGAUUCCAACAAACGGCAGCAGUAACAGAACAGUAUCCCAUUCAUCAGACAGGAAAGAUUCCUAUGUCAGUCAAUCAACAACUAGCAGUAGCCCUAAGCAAACCACCCAGAGGAGCACGCAGAAUAAAGGCGUGUCGGUCACCAAACUGGCUGAAAUUGAGUCCAAGGGAGUACACACCUCCCCCAUUCAUAAACGUUGUGAUCCGGUCCCAUCUGAAUCAAGUGUUUUAGACCAGGUGAACCCAACGCCAACAUCCAGAUCAGAGCCCUCAUCUAAGUAUGACAGCCCCCAGCAUCAUGCCCGCAACAGUUCUCGUCUACGCUCUCUCUCCCAUCAACCGUCUCCUUUGAUCUUGAGUGCCGCAAUCUCAAGAGCCAAGGAAGAGAUUGAGUACAGACAUCAUCGCAAUAACAGCAGGGACUCUGAUCAAAUGGCCAGAGAUAUAUUGCUUUUACGACGGCCUGAUGGGGCUGAUGCUAAAGAGAUGGAUUCAGAUUGUCAUUUCAAUUAUAUCGCUAGUAAAAUCCAGCAAUAUGAACUUUCUGAGGAGACAAAGGAAUUGGCUGAAAUCCUCUCAACAUGCAGCUCUGAACGACCCCCUGCAAUCGGGGCAUGCUCCUCCCCGGCGUUUGAAGUGGAAGUGAACCCAUGCUUCUCUCAGGAACUUGAUGAUGCAUUAAUCAAGGAUGCUCUUAAUCCUGACUUGCCAGUUUUGGAUGGUAAGCUGGACAGAGAAUCAGUGGAUGAAGUGAUAACUUGCCAGCAAUGUUCAUCAUCAGAACUGGACAAUGAAGGGUCAGUUACAGCACCCCAAGUACCAUGCAAACCAAGCAGAGGCCUUGUGAAGCCCAAAAUGAUCUCCUCCCACCUACCUCAGUCAGAAUCAGAAAUUCAGCACAAGAAUUCAAAAAACCUGAGCGCUAAAACCAGUGAUACUUCAAGGAUACCUGUGCCACCAACAAAGAGCAAGUUGCUCAAAGGGAGUUCAAUACCAUCUAAAAUAGAGAAAGGCAGCAAGCUUCCAAUCAGGUCCACUAGCCUGACGUCAGUCAACUCACAGAAGAAUGUACAAAAUGCCAAAACGUCUUCCAAGUCUAAGGCUUCAUUAGGUCCCUCGAAGUCAAAUCGCAGUGAUGACAGUGCAAGUACCACAAGCAAAAGCAGUUCAGUGUCUUCCAGAAAGACUGUGCCACUCACAAGUAAGAUCCCUCAGAGCAGCACCAGUAAGCUGAGCCCACCAGGACCCAAACCGGGACAGAAGACUUCCCAGGGUGCUUCCUCCAGCCUGCCGGUCAGGAACAAAUCUCUCAGCAAAUCUGCACCGUCGCUAAGCAAGUCAUCUGGAGCAGCAGCUGCUGCAGCCGCAUCUAAGAUUCCAACCAGUGCUGGAGCUUCGGGAGAGAAGGCACUCUUGCGGAAUGUCAACAGCAACAUUUCACAGCUCCAACCUGGCAACAGACUAACCAACUCUUCAGAUGGCAGUAACGAUAGUGGCAUUGCAUCUAGUGAGAGUGUCCCAACACCUUCCAAACGCUCCAUCUUAUCUCCGUACUCCACUGUCACCAAGCCGCGAGUCCUGCGCGGUUCUAGCAGCGGGCACGGCAGUGAUAACAGCAGUACAUUGAGUGACUGUCAGACAUCUAAUAACGUGACAAAGUGCCGUGUUGGUGGAGGAGCAAGCAGUGGAUAUGAGAGCAUGCUCAGAGACAGUGAAGCAACGGCGAGUGGUUCAUCCUGCCAUGAUUCCAUGAGUGAGUGCUCCAGUGCUCGGCUGAAGAACUCCAAACUCCCAAAAAAGAAGUUUCCAGGGUCGAGGCGGAGUCGCAGUGCCCCACCCCGCUCAGCCACAGACAGUCACCAAGGCAAGAGCAACCGAUGGAAGGACUUACCACCCAGACCUAAAUGCCACGAGGAGGGGGUUGAAAUCAAAGUCUAUGAGGUAGAUGACGUACAGAAGCUGCCUCAGCAGAGAUCAGAUGCUGUCAAGAGUGAUCCUCUAACUUCAACUGAUGACAGAGUACUCAAAGGCACAAAGUCCGAGGGCACUUUCUGGAAGAGAUGGAGCCCGGCCCACCCCAACUCCCUCAGACCCUGGCGCAAGAGACAGCCCUCCUGGAAAAGUGACUGAGGACCCCGAUGACCCUACUACUUUAACCCCUGGUUCCAUUGCAAACCUUGAUUCUCCCAGCUAUCUAAGCUGUGAGUCUGAAGAAACUACUGGAGGAACUGAACACAUAAUGACUGAGCAUCGGUCUGGCCCUGUUGACCCUUCAACUUUGACCCCUGGUUCCAUUGCAAACCAGGAUUCCCCCAGCUAUCUAAGCUGUGAGUCUGAAGAAACUACUGGAGGAACUGAACACACAAUGACUGAGGAUCGGUCUGACCCUGUUGACCUUUCAACUUUGACCCCUGGUUCCAUUGCAAACCUUGAUUCUCCCAGCUAUCUAAGCUUUGAGUCUGAAGAAACUACUGGAGGAACUGAACACAUAAUGACUGAGCAUCGGUCUGACCCUGUUGACCCUUCAACUUUGACCCCUGGUUCCAUUGCAAACCAGGAUUCCCCCAGCUAUCUAAGCUGUGAGUCUGAAGAAGUCAUUACUGGAGCAACUGAACACACAAUGACUGAGGAUCGGUUUGACCCCGUUGACCCUUCAACUUCGAUCCCUGGUUCCGUCGCAAACCUUGAUUCCUCCACCUCUCAAAGCUGUGUGUCUGAAGAAGUCAUUAGUGGAGGAACUAAACACAUAGAGACUGAGGAGCUGUCCGACACUGUCGACCCUUCAACUUCGACCCCUGAAGAAAUCGUAACUCAAGAAAUUGACCACAUUGAAGAGUCACAUAACGAUAGCCCAGAGGGCAGUCUAGGCAAUGACUGAUGAAAACUGCCUGCUCAAAAGUGGUCACAACUUAGCCAAUCAGAAUGCAGUAAAGACGAGUGACAGCACGGCACGAAGCAGCGCCAUCCCAUAUAAGCUCUAAAGUCAUUGGCUACAUUUUAUAUAAGUGAGAUUUACAUCUUUAUUGUACUGUGACAUUUCAAUAUUGACCUUUGAACCCUGAACCAGCGUCAUUACCUCUGUACAUCAAGAGGCUGUGUUUACACAGUGCAUUGACCUUUUGCUGUCAUCAAGUUAUGCGAUGUGUAGACCUUUCGUCAGGACUUUUUUAAGUACAGUAUUUGAUAUCUCAGUGACUCCACAGACGUCAUUUUAUCGGGCUUGUGAUCUAAUAAAUAUGGAUGCCGAUGCAAGAAAACCAUUGAUAUCUGUACCUUUUCUAUGCACAAAGGCGUUCACAGGAUUUCAAGCUUUCGAUGCAACGUGAUUUAUGCAUUUUCCCUUAUGCAGUUUACCCGGUGGUAUGUGCAUAACUAACAAUCUUUAAAAAACAACGAUGACCAUCUUUGCUUGAAGCUUACUUCAGCUGGCUAUGCUAGAAUUUGCAUUACAGGUGCGUAUGAUGUCAAAGGCUACAUUUGUUUCAAGUUUUUCCACAAUCACAAUUGUGAAAUUAGCCUUUUGUGUGGCAUUUCCUUAACUCGUCUUGGAGUCAACUAAAAAUGAUGUAUUGAAAUUUUAAGACCUUUUCUGUAAUCGGGGAGACUGUUUUGUGCCUGGAUUACCAGCAUACUAAGGGUCUUGAUAUCUUAGUGCAUUGAACUUAGUUGUUGAACUUAUACACUGGGUACUAUCUGUAAUGGACAUUCAGUAAUAUUCACUAAGAGUUAGUAUUGAUUCAUGCAUUUCAUCCUCUGAGAUCAUUCCAUGUGGAAUUUGACCCAACCACAGAAAGCAUCAGUCGUUGACUGAACCAUCCAUGGCCUUUCAGAACACUUUAUUCCAUCGCAAUUUGGCCUAUGUAAGCUGCAGCUUGGCGAGGGUGCUAUUUCAUGGCUUGUUUAUAUGAAGAUUAUCACAUUGAAUGUUAACUCCUAGCGACCCAAGAAUGACUUCAAGAAAUCGCUUUGUAGCCGACCUAAAUGCUAAUCAAAUGGUACUUAGUAUACGGCUGGUCAAUCCAUUAGUUUGUGAGAAUUGUCAACCAUGUUUUGUAUUGUAAUUACUGAGAAUAUGUUUGCGAAAAAUAUUUAUAUAAUGUUGGAUGGCUUUGAGGGGAUACAAGAAAAUAUUUCACGAGCUGUAACAAUAUUGCACGAGUGGAAGCCAGCUAUAUCUUGCAAAACGGUAUGUUCAAUAUCCUGUUAACUGAUUACAUUUCAAUACGGUUCAGCAGCCAUUAGAGUGGAUUCCAUACCAGGAGCUAGGUAUUAGAUGUUUGAACAAAAUUUCAUCACAACUUUGUGCAAGCACUCCUUGUAUGGUGGAAACGUAAAGACAACUUUCUAUGGGCAUAAUUAUAGCCUUGAUAUCAUCCAAGAUCUUGAAAACAAGUUUCAGAAAACUUUUUUUUUAAACGAACUUUGUUGGCCUUUUAAUUUGAUUGCAUUUUCUAUCCUUGUGAAGUUGGAGACAAUCUGAACUUAACUAAUGCAUUUUUUUCCACCUGAUUUAUGCAAAUACUAAAAAGUUUGAUUAAAUACUUCAAGAAAGACACACAGCCUUGUGAAAGGACUAUGCUCAAUAUCUUCAUUGACAAAGAAUAUUAAGUGUAAAUUUGCCUCAGUACUACUAUGAACAG
Patiria miniata (bat star) is the source of this 9508-nucleotide messenger RNA. RefSeq lists its product as uncharacterized. The record is from RefSeq and is a predicted model, not a curated record. The transcript is spliced from 13 exons. Gene Ontology annotation, molecular function: microtubule motor activity; microtubule binding; ATP binding. NCBI's taxonomy places the organism in Eukaryota, Metazoa, Echinodermata, Asteroidea, Valvatida, Asterinidae. Gene Ontology annotation, biological process: microtubule-based movement. The coding region runs from base 588 to 6998 and encodes 2136 amino acids.